This is a messenger RNA of Arctia plantaginis, 591 nucleotides long. The record is from the annotation of a GenBank genome assembly. NCBI's taxonomy places the organism in Eukaryota, Metazoa, Arthropoda, Insecta, Lepidoptera, Erebidae.
AUGGGCAUACUAAUGUUUUUGCGUAUUACAGUUUUAAGUUUUAUCAAUUUUGGACGUGACAAUGCUGAUUCACCUGAGGCUCAUGGAAGGCCAGAUGCAGGCGCAGCGACAUCUACUGUUAGUCCAGCAGAUGUUGUCAACUCCUCAGAAGUUUCACCAGAUGAUUCCCAAUCAGCUGAACUAUAUGGACAAUAUGAGGAUGAAAUAAACGGCUUCAUAAACGCCAUGAGUCUAGCCAUCGAUGACUUCAUGCUGCCAAUCAUGUCAGACUUAACUGAAGAUAGAAGAGAUCAGGUCAAGGUGACGGCAAUUAAUGGUUUUUUCGGUUUCUUCAACUACAUUAUGUUAAUGUAUAAAAAUGCAGACAACGGCACUAAUUUUAUAAACGACGAUCAAAAUUUUUCACUAGAUGGAAAUGAUAUUACGGUUGAAUUUGAAGCACUGGAACCGCUGGAUGAAGACUCCGUACUCAUACCAUCAACGACUACAUCCAAAAUAGAAACUACUGCUGAAGCAGAAGUUAAACCUGCAGUUGAUCCAAUACCUGAUGUUGAAACCAAUCCAAAGUCUACUAAAGGAAAAAUCGAAUAG